CUGCUUCAUUGUUACACCAACUUUCCCACGAAGCUCCAAAUUGGUGCAUAUAUACAUAACCCACAUUUUACUAAUAUUCGAUAUCAGAUUCUCAUGAUAUCUUCUCCAAGAUGUCGACAAACGCACCACAAACAUUGUCGGUGAUGCGAAAGCGCAAUGAGGCGCCUGUGGAUUCACUAGUGGUCGAGCACAAUAACAAGCGUUUCAACAAUGACCUACAUCCAUCAUCUUCCACGACUUCGCUGAAGAGGAAAUUCGAUCGAGACGCUGAAGCGCAAUCAAGUACUGCAGCAGAUGACACCCCCGCCUCCGCUGACCCAGGAGGAAAGCGAUUGAAAGGGCAUACGAGAAAUGGAACCGUGAUCUGGAGGCGCAUUCGAGUCCCGCAUUCCGCCGAGUCGCGAACUUUGGCAGCACCUCCCCCGCAAACACCAAAUCGUCGCUUCCACGUAUCUCACACGGAUGGAAAGCGGGUACUCGUAGAACGACCACACGUCUUAGAAGGAAAUGACGACGGCAAGAAUGUUUCACAAGAAGGAGAAACUAUUCACCAGAUACCUGUGCCUAAACCCCAGCCCUCACCACCACUCAAGAGACCGGGAGCAAACACCGCAAACCGCCUCAAAGCAUCUCAGCCCAGCACGCCGGCUAAACCCAAGCCUAUCCGCCUCGGCCCCUCGGAAGAAACAAUUCGUCAGUUUGAGCAGUUCUCAGAGCAGGUCGAGAAUGAAGAGAUAGCAAAGGCAGCAGUAGGGACUCCCCACCGAUCCCCACUCAAAUUCAAGCCCACGGUGCCCAAGCUGCGCUACAAGGACCGUCAUCCGGAACAAUUCGCCGAUGCCAUGGACGUAGACACCGACGAGUACGUCUACGACACAUACGUCCGUGAGAUCAUUAUGCCCGACGCGGACGGAAACAUUCCAGAGUUCGAGGGCACGGUCGGAUUCAUCGUACUGGCCGAGGAGGACGAAGAAUGGUGGUUUGGCGAGGACACGAGUGAUAAGGAGUUCGACACCGAUGACGAGGACGAGAACGCGGAAGACUACUACGCGAACGAUUACCCCGAGGACGAAAUGAGCUCCGAAGACGAGUUCGAUAGGGGGGCGUACAAUUAUUUCCAUGGAGAGUCCGACGAAGAGUACGACCUGGCGGAUGAAGUUGGAGAUGACGAUGACAAGCAUUUCCGUGCUGUCGCGCCGAAGGCGAGGACAGGGUACUGGGGCGGGCUUGGGGAGAAGGAUUGAUCAAUUGGAUGAAUCGUGAACGUCAUCUCAUAUUGGAAUACAUAGGAAUGAGGAACUCCUGGAGACAAAAGUCUGUUCCAGUAUUUGCAAUCACCACAUGCCCAACGUUUGGCCCACUUUGGAUACUCCCUGGGCUUACCUAGAAUAUUUGAAUAUUCUAAGGAUAUCAGAAUGAAUCGAAAAACACACACACACACACACACACACACACACACACACACACACACGGUUCAUAAGCCCACACACAAUCUGCUCAUAAUGAUU
Messenger RNA from Aaosphaeria arxii CBS 175.79, 1508 nucleotides. RefSeq lists its product as uncharacterized. Lineage: Eukaryota; Fungi; Ascomycota; Dothideomycetes; Pleosporales. Gene Ontology annotation, cellular component: cytoplasm. The record is from RefSeq and is a predicted model, not a curated record. Bases 111 to 1244 code for a protein of 377 amino acids. The transcript has 2 exons. Gene Ontology annotation, biological process: protein import into nucleus.